GGAAUGAAAGUGGCGGUCUCCCCGGCAGUUGGUGCCGGGCCCUGGGGCUGGAGGGCUGGGGGCCGUGAGGGCGGCGGGGUAGUGCGGCUGCUCCUGAUCAUCUUUGGCUGCUUGGCCUGCGGCUCAGCCGGAAUCAAUGCAAGUGUGGUCAUGCUUCAGGAAUCUGAAGUUCAUAAUUUGAAUCAUAGGCAACAAUUCUGUUAUAAAAAUGUGCUUAUCCCAAAGUGGCAUGAUGUAUGGACACGGAUACAGAUCCGGGUAAACAGUUCCAAACUGGUACGAGUCACCCAGGUGGAGAAUGAAGAGAAACUGAAGGAGUUAGAGCAGUUUAGUAUCUGGAACUUUUUUUCCUCCUUUUUAAAAGAGAAAUUGAAUGACACCUAUGUAAACGUGGGUCUAUACAGCCCAAAAACCUGCCUCAAAGUUGAGAUUAUAGAGGAAGACACCCAGUACAAUGUCACUGUGACCCGGAGAUUUGACCCCAAACUCUUCUUCAUUUUCCUCCUUGGACUUAUGCUAUUUUUUUGUGGAGAUUUGCUGAGCAGAAGCCAGAUUUUCUACUAUUCCACUGGGAUGAGUGUGGGAAUUGCGGCCUCUCUACUAAUCGUCAUUUUCGUACUGUCCAAGUUCAUGCCCAAGAAAAGUCCCAUUUACGUCAUCCUGGUGGGAGGCUGGUCCUUUUCUCUGUACCUCAUUCAGCUAGUUUUAAAAAAUUUACAAGAGAUCUGGAGGUGUUACUGGCAGUAUCUUUUAAGCUAUGUCCUCACAGUCGGAUUCAUAAGUUUCGCAGUCUGUUACAAGUACGGACCCUUGGAGAAUGAGCGGAGCAUCAACCUGCUGACUUGGACCUUGCAGCUGAUGGGCCUAUUUUUCAUGUAUUCCGGUAUCCAGAUACCACAUAUUGCCCUUGCCAUUAUCAUCAUUGCACUGUGUACUAAGAACCUGGAGUACCCUAUUCAGUGGCUGUUCAUCACCUACAGAAAGAUGUGUAAGGCAGCAGAAAAGACUGUCCCCCCUCGUCUCCUGACAGAAGAAGAAUAUCGGAUACAAGGAGAAGUGGAGACGCGAAAGGCUUUAGAGGAGCUUCGAGAAUAUUGUAACAGUCCAGACUGCUCUGCUUGGAAGACUGUUUCUCGAAUCCAGUCUCCAAAGAGAUUUGCUGACUUUGUGGAAGGUUCUUCUCACCUCACACCAAAUGAGGUUUCUGUCCAUGAGCAGGAAUAUGGAUUAGGGAGCAUCAUUGCUGAGGAUGAAAUCUAUGAGGAGACAUCCACUGAGGAGGAGGACUCAGAUUUUCCGUAUCCUGCUAUCACACAACAGAUCACCUCCUGACUUAGGUGGUGGUUCGUUAUUUUUAUAUGGACUGGCUUGGCACCUCAGUGGUCCAUGUUGCAUGUGUGCACCAUUGCUUCUCAACUCCUUGAAACAGGGUGAGAUACUGCAAAACUUCUCCCACUGAAAUUAGAAGCCGAAGUAGGCCUCCCUCUGGAAAUGGUCUUGGUGGUCUCGUGGGAUCUCUGAGGGAGAAUGGGUAAAGCAGUGAAUGCUUUCAAUGCUUCCCAUGUUUAUGUUUCAAAAACAAAAAACCAGAUGACCACAGCUAGCACGGCAUUCUAGCUCCUCUUAAAGAUUGACUCGGUGGUGGUGUUUCUGCCACCACAGCUGGCACUCAAAAGUGAGAACUGUGUUACAUGUGUGGUAACUCUUUGUGGACCCUAGGCUGCGUCUUCCAGAGAGAAACCCACAAAUCUGAGCCUCCUUCACUUCUGCUUUUCUUUCAGUGACUUUAGAAUAAUCCUUGUUUUAGCUGUUUGAAGAGGAAUAUAGAUUUUUAUUUCUGUCUUGCUUUUGAAAUGAAUAUAUUUUUUUAAAUGUCACAAAUUCAUGUUCCAGAACCAGGGAGUACUCUGGAUCGACAAGCCCAUGGGUUCCUACGUGUUUGUUAGUAUGGGUCAGCCAUUAAAGCCCCAGAAUUGUUGUGUUGGGGUUUGAAUUAGUUCUCACACAUAGAUAUUCUAAGUCUUGCUUGUUUUUAGGAACAUGCCUGUGAACCUUCUGUAGGGGAGGUCUGUCAGGCUUUUAUUAUAUUCAAGUUUUAAUUCUAUCUUAAGAAGACAUUUGCAUUCUUUCCUUGCCAUUCCUCCAGCCCCCUUUGCCCUUCCAGGAAGUGUCUAUUUCCUCAGCUGUGAAGUAUGUACAAUUUAGAGUGCGUUUCAUUUCUUACAUUCUCUUCCCCUUCAUUUGUAGCAUUAUUCCUGCAAGUUGGGAGAAGUGAUCAUUUUUGAGAGAAUUUUUUAUGCAUCCUCCAUUUUUCCUGUCAGUGGGACACAUAUCUUUGAGUUGCUGUGGAAUCAAGAAACUCUCCUUUUUCUUUCUCUUCCUUUGUCUACCCAUUCUACCUGUUCUUUUCAGCCUCUCCUUACCACAUGUACUCCGCUCCCCUCACCAUAAUCUGGCUAAUUUGCAAGCCCUGAGACUGUCUGUGAAUUUUCCUUGAUAUAACAUAAAACUGUAGCUAUGUAGCGGUCACAAGUUGCACUGCCACGAAAUAGUCCUCCAGGUCACCUUCAUGCCUCCGGAUGUUCAUUCACCUCUCAGAGUCAGACACAGUUUUCCAUGAACUUAGUAUACUUACUUGCAGUUCCAUUUCUGACCAGAGAUUCAUGCUGCCUUUUAUUACAGUGGCAUUAGUUUCAGAUUCUUUUGCCAUUGGAAAUACCCUUAUAAACCAGCAAUGUCAUUUAUGAGGAAGCAAAUUCCCAAGUCUCUGUCAUUUGGUUGGUUCUGGCUCAGUGAUCUUCACCCCCGUACCUUGGAAGAGGCCAUAAUGACUCUAGCCAGGAAUAUGGGCACUGACGGCCGGAGCACAGCCACAGGUGCCCUGGUCCACUGGGAUCACUGAGAAGGCAGAUGAUUUAAAAAAAAAACUGUAAUGACUCCUUCAGGCUAGCCAUUUAGCAGAUAAUCUUGUCGGGCCCUGGGCUCAGUGCUGACUUCCAAAAUGUCAGCUCUGAGACUCCCGUCCAGGUGGCCAGUUGAUUAUUACCACCAGUGUUUUCCACAGCUUUACACUGUCCUAAAGUGACAACUACCUCAAUUGGCAGCAAAUCCACAUACAGUGGAAAGUGAAAGGGCAGGAUUUGGGCAGAUGCUGUGGGUUAAAGUUGCAGGGCAAAGGAGCUUUGUACUGAGAGACCUUAAUGCCUUUGUAAAUUAUGUACAUGGUAAAAUCUUAUCCCUCUGCAGAGAACUGUUAGGUCCUCUGGAAUAUACUAUUUUUUGCUCUAUAUUUAUAGAAAUCAGGAUCCAGCAUAUUUGAGCAGCUGUUAAUUUGAAAAAAUAAUUCAUCUGUACAAGUGGUCUCAGGAUUACCUGGAGACUUUGGUGCCUUCCCCCAGAGAGCUUGUUCCGGAGGCGGUGGCUUGCCUCCAGGGUGACUUUCCCUGCCCUGCCUCUUAUCUUUAUCUCAGUGAGAAAGUGCUAAGAAACAGGGAAAGAGUCCUCUUUUUCUGUUUUGUUCAACUACUCAUGAAAUCUCGUUUCCAUCUCCAGAUCACUUUUUGUCACUGACUUUGAACUUGGGGGGAGUAUAGUCAAACCCAAUUUAUUACUCUGUGUGUGUGUGUGUGUGUGUGUGUAGUCGGAGACCGGAGCUGCAGGCAGUGGAGGUGACCGUGGGUCCCGCAGCUUCACAGCUGCUCUGAGACUGGGAAGGACGAUGGUGCCUUUGGUGUGCUGUGUGUCCUUGCUCUGCCUGCCCGUGUGGCCUUGCCCCAGAUGCUUCAGUGCCUCCUUGUGCCCACAGAUUGCUUGACUCCAUAAGCUGCUCUUGUCCCCCUCUUGGCCACUUAGUCUGCUGGCUCUGUCACUACUUGAAGCCCCCACUUAAUUUUCUCUGGCAGUUACAGCUCUUGCAAUUCAGCAUAGUCUCGUCUCUCAGACUGAUCUCAUCCAAAAGGAUUGAGGGGAUAACCAUGGAGUGAACCGACACUGGAGCCACGUCUCCUGCCACGUCAGCGUCAGCGUCUUGCUUGCAAAUACCAAGCUGUAAAUUGGCCCCAGGGCUGAGGGUCUCUUCAGCAUCGGAAAUCUAUCACCCCUAAUUGAUCUGACCAAGUUAUGGAGAGCGCGACUGCCAUUAAUGGGAAUAUGAGAGCCAGCUGGCCUAAAACCUUUCCCUCUUCACUUUCCCACUCAGAUUGCUUUCAUGAGACCUGCAGAGCCAAUCACCAAAAAUAAGGACGAGUUUAGCAACUUGGAUGUCUUCUAAUAAGGAAGUCCUACCGGCACUUCAUCCCACCAAAACUAGUUUAUUUUCUCCCCCAGAUUCAUGACUUUUAUGUCUGUUACAAAGGGAGUUUUGCUGAUCACAGGCUUUGGGUUCCAGUGUUCUAUUUUGUGCAGAUACAUCCCAUCCGGGGCCUAGCCCUCUCUCCACCGACUGUGUUCCCUUCAGUCCAAUUCCCAACUGGCAUAUACGUUAGAGAUUUGAUGAAUGAAAGGACCCAAAUAGGCCAGAUAGUCCUCCCCGGCCCUGAUAGCCAUAAAAAGCUUGGAAAUGGAUUAUGCAAUUGCCCUCAAUCUUUUUGUUCCAGAAAAAAAGAUGGGCUCAGAUGGAUGCCUGCGUAAAAAUGGUUCUUAGCUGUGUACUCAUAACUUUUCUCUGAAUUGAGUAGUGAAAGUUGAAGUAGGAGGAAAGGAAAUUAAAUGUCCUUCUAGUAUUCCUUUGGACUCAGGUCUGACAUAUGAGAUAAUAACCUAUAUUGAAAUGCCAAGAACUUUAUCUCAACUGAGGAGAAGACAGUUUGACAGAUUUAUUAUGCCUUCAUGUUACAUAGGCACUGAAACCAAGUAAUAAACAUAUAAAAUAGCCAUUUGCACAAGGCAGAUGCACCUAAAACCUCCUGUUUAUGUUUUGAUGUAGCAGAAAUUGAUGAUUAUGUUUAAGGAAACCUAUGCAGUUAUGGUGAGCCAGUGGUAUCUCUUGGUAACGUAGCUUAUGGCCCCAGUUGCUGUUGAGUUAGAUUCUAGGUGGUUACUACCUUGAAAAGGGUGUUUGGUGCCUUAUGUGAUGGGAGCCAGAGCCUGCUAGGAAUAGACAAAGCAGUUUCAUGUCCACGUCAACACUCAGCUUUAGUGGGGGGUGGGAAUGGCACACAGCCUCCCCCACAUUUGGGACUUCGGGCUCCCAUAUUCCCUGCCUGCGUGUGUCAUCUUCCUCUUCACACUCUUGACAGUAACUUGAAAAUGGUGAAAUCAUCUUCUGUGAACUCUCCUACAGUAUGGGCAACAUUCGUGUCAUGUUAGCAUACUAGAUAGCUCGUAGUGUGAGUGUUAGAACUGUUAGAGCCUGCCAUGGUCUCUGUUUCCCAUGUUUGCGGACUUGGUGGUAAAAUAGCAGGGCUAAGGAAUUCCUAGGUAAGUUUUAACCUGUGGGUAAUGCCUUAGUGUUGUUUUAAAAGAUUUGCCAUUUAUAUUUAAAAUAAAUGUUCAUGAAUGUUUGAAAAGAACAAAACGAUCAGGGAUGGCUCUUUGCCAUGGGUCUCAUUUUCACUCUUUUCUGUAAGAAAAAAUAACAAUGUCUUAUUAUAUAUUUUUCAUUUUUAUUGUACAAGUUUGUAAGUAAUGCCAAUUUUAAUAAAGUUUU
This is a messenger RNA of Enhydra lutris kenyoni (northern sea otter), 5647 nucleotides long. Its product is annotated as nuclear envelope integral membrane protein 1. The record is from RefSeq and is a predicted model, not a curated record. NCBI's taxonomy places the organism in Eukaryota, Metazoa, Chordata, Mammalia, Carnivora, Mustelidae. The transcript is spliced from 9 exons. Gene Ontology annotation, cellular component: nuclear envelope. The coding region runs from base 4 to 1332 and encodes 442 amino acids.